AUGGAAUUGUUUGGGCGCAGUGAGGUGUGCGACGAGCUCUCCUCUUUUCAAAGCUUCUUCAGGUUCGCGCGGGUCGAAAAAAAAACGGAGAGCUUUUGGGGGAAAGAAGGUAACCAAGCUCUUAUUCUGAAGAAUGCCGAAUUCCGGAUCGAAUUUAAUUAGUCAACGGAAGCUUCUGAUUUCUUGGAUUUUGAUUCUUUCAAGUUUGGGUUUUGAGUUUUAAAGUUUUGAACUCGAGUUUCUAGAAAUGAUUUUAGGUUUAGGAAAAUUAUUUUUCGGGAAUUAAGAGUUGGCUGGUUUAUAAAGUCAUAACCCUAACAUUUUUUAAUUGGUGAAGCUUUCAAUUUUUAAUUAUAAGACAUUUUCUCGGACCUGGGAUUGUUAUUGUCUCGAUCCAAGGCUUUUCCGACCAUUUUCUUCAAGGCUGGUUAUAAUUUGGUUAUGUUAGAUGACCUUGACUAGCCGAUCGUUUUCUCCACUUGUUUUUUUAUAUUAAUUCUCUAGAAUAUUGUGAUCGAACGGUAUGUUUUGAUCUUUUUGAAGCUCUAAAUCUUGUUUGUUUUGAAAAAAAAAAUUUUAAUUGGUAAAUAUACCAAAGUGUCUGGAUUUAAUCUCAUAUUUUGCAUUAUAACCGUAUUUUAUGAGAUUAAAAACUUUUGUCGUAAUUUUUAUUUUUUGCACGGUGCAAUAAUUAAAAUUUAAUAAAAUUUGAAUUUUUGAAUUAAAAAUGUUAUAAGAUGAACCAAUUUACAAGUUAAGGCAUGGCAGCUUAUUAAAAAGUGGUAUAAAUCGCAUGGUAGCACGAUAAAAGCCUUUUAAACACCGUAUUUACCGGAGUAAAUGUGACGCAUAGCUGGCUAGCUGUCUUUAUUUCCAUACCUUUCCGACGUCACUUUUUUGCACCAUAAAUGUCUUUUUGCGCCCUCAGGCAGUGUUAUACUUUUGAGAGGGCGGAAACGAGAAUAUUCACCUUUAAGCGUCUAAUCAUUAAGUUAUCAGUUGUGGGGGCUUCAAUUCCUCUAUGCUUCAGGCUGGUUUUAAUUGGAAUGAGGGGAGUUUUUGGAGUUAUUAAGGGUUAUAAGGGGGUUUUAGGAUGUAAAAGUAGCUUUUUUUAUUUAAAAAUGAUUUUUCUAUACAUGUUACGUAUUUUACUUAGUUUAUAUGCAAUUCGAAAUUCAAAUUGUCAAAAAUUUUGCUUUAAAUUUUAAUUUUUUCGUGAGUUUUUACCUUUUGUAAGGUGUAACAUUUCUGGUUAUCAUCGUAAUAUGUUUAUAUAUAUCGUAUUAAACAUAACCCUUCAGUGUGUCUGGCACAACCUCCUUAAUGGAAUGGAGGAUGGGCGCGUCAGUUUGGCCGAGAUCUUCGAAGUGCGCGCUUCUGGCUUCAAUUCGGCGGAGCUUCUGGCAGUGUUAAGUGGGGCUACAGAGUGUUUACUCAGUAAAAAAGUUGGAAUUAAGGGUCUGUUCAGCCCUGAAACACUUUUUAUCACUGAAAAUGGCAAAGUUCAAGUGAGUUUUUGACCUUUUUUUAUAUUUUAUGUUUAGGUAAGAUAUAAAAAUAGAAUUUUUAAUUGAAAUGAUACAAGACAACCGCGUAUUUUACUUGUAUUUUUAACUUAUUUAUUGUAGUUCUUUAAACGAAAACUAUUAUAAUCUACAAUUUAGUACAUUUGUUUUGAAAAAAGGAUGAAAAGCUUAUUUUAAUUUUAAAUGUUCAGAUUGAGAUAUGUGACACAAUCAACCCCGACUUCAUACCUCCAGAAACCAUGCAGAAUCCGAAGGAACCCUUAUUCGACCAUCAGUUGGUGUGGUGUUUAGGUAAAAUAGCUCAGAACAUCAGCCUACCCACCUCAAAUGAUGCCGGCCUCUUUUCCUUGAUCAAUCUGAUGACCGUAGAACAUGUGGCUACACGGCCCAAUCUUCAGAAGCUCAAUCAGAUGAUCAAGAACAAGUUAGCCAACCCGGAAGCCGUCAGCAAGACGUUGAAGUUGAUGUUCGAGGAGGUUAUGGGCAAUAUUGAAGAACUGGUAAGGCGAAUAUUAUGGUUGAGGGCUUCAAAAGCUAGUUAUGUUUUCAAAAUUUUAAAAGUUGAAGUUUUAGUUUUGAAAAGUGAUUUAAAAUUUGGGUAAGAGUUAUUAGAAUUUUUUUAAAAUUUUUUUUGAUAAUUUUUAUCCUUUUAUGUUCAGGCAGACGAAUCAGAUGAAGAAAACUAUAUCUCACCGCCGAUCAUACCCAUGUCUUACUCCAAGAAAGCCGAACUAACUCAACAUUCGUCACCGUCGUCGUCUGUAGCUUCGGAUUCAAGCAAUGAUCAUGGCAUACCUCAAAGUAAUAAUUUUAGCCAGAACAAUGGAUUUCAACCAGUUUUAUCGACCGAAAACAACUCUUUUACCACGAUUCAACAUAGCUACACACAAGAGUACACGGUACGACCAGAUAACUCUAAAGGACAUUAUGAUGAAGAUUAUGAUCAUAAAGGACAUAAAAAUGAAGGUUAUGGGGCAUAUCAGAAGGAUCAACAUGAAGAAUAUCGUCAAGAAAGUAAAACUACUAGGAUAAAUCAAGAAGAACAUCAAGUUCAACAUACAGAUCAUGGCGUAAGUCAUAAUCACUAUUACGAUUAUGGACAUCAAGAACAACAUAUUGACUUUGGAACCGAUGAUAAUGCUUAUGGUAAUCAUGUUAAUGAAGAUUUGGAUACAAGUGUAACGAAUGUCUUUAAAUAUGGAGGAAAGCCGGUUCAGAAUGGGGACAAGCUGGCAUUUGAUUAUGCUGAUGAUGUAGAUGAACAUGAUGAAUGGGUUAAUGUCAACAAAAAUGAUGUGUCUGGUCCAGCUGGUGUUGUUUCGGUAUGUUUUUGAUUUCAAAUAGUUUCUUAUAUAUGGAAACUUUUAAUUUUUUUGGUGAAAGGUUACAUACCGUGUCUACUUCUAGAUCCAGAAGCAACCAGUAACCGCUACAGCAAGUGAAACCUUGAGUAGGAUCAGUGAAGAGUCUACAUCGUUACGCAAUUCUGUAGUUGACCAGAAGGUUGCGACACCGGAAAUGGAGAGCAGGAACAUUCAGAAGCCUGAAACGACCGGUAGAUUCUUGAAAAAGUCGGAAAUUCAAAACAAAUACAUUAGUCACAAACCCUCAGGGUCAGUCGAAAGUAAGUUUUACAGUAGUUAUUUAUACUGUAAUAUUUUGAAUACUAGUUCAUAUGAAUUUCCAAAAGAUUUAAGCUAACUAACCUUAUAUCACUCUAUGUAUUACCUUAUAUCACUCUAUGUACUAACGUAUGUUAUUUAGUUGUGGCAGCCGAAGUUCACAAAGACUACAGUAGAGACUCUUCACCAUCAGCCUCACUGGAAUCAGAAGCCACAAGUGAAAACAGCUACAGAAGACAAAAUAUUGUAGGUUUUUUGAAUACAAUGUUAUUAAUGGUUAAUAUAAUUGAUUUAAAUUUAUGUCGUUGAUGGUGAAGAUCCUCGGAAAACAUUUAUAAUGAAUAUUUCAGGAAAACCAAAAACCUCAGCCAGAGAUUACCUCGUUGGAUCAAACCGACAAAAUUGUUAAACCUCUUGGAUCACCUGUGAUCAAUCAGAAUCUGGUCAGACACAACUCUUUGAAGCCUUCGAAGAUUCAUCGUCAGAGCACGAAUCGACAAGUUAAUGUAAGAAGUGGCUUGUAUUUAUUGUAGUUGGUAGUAAAAGCUAUCUUUCGUUUGAUUUUGGGUAUUAAAAGGCGUAAGGCAUAUUAUAUUUGUUUUAAAACAGAUAUUACAUCUGUUUAAAGUAUUGACUAUGAUGAAGUUUGCCAUUAUUUUCAGACGUUCGCGACUCCAGAAUUCCUCGAAAAGAAGUCGUACCCAAUCAUCAGACUCCGCGCUCAAAGUCAGAAGCGCCGAAGAGUGGCGCUACACCGUGUGGAAGAAACUUUCUUGUUUGUGAAACUUUUAAACGGCCAGAAGGUCGAGUUGAACUGUCGAAGCGACGCUCUGGUCGGAAACAUCUUCGACACCGUCGUCGCUCAUCUUAAUCUCAGCGAGAACAGCUUCUUUGGGUUGGCGAUUCUGGAAGGUAGGUUUCUCCACUUUGUUUAAAUUUGAAAUGUAAAUUUAUGCAAAUUUUUACAUAAAUUAUAUUGUUUUAGGUAAUAAAUUUAAAAGUGUGUUGUUUUAGAUAACUUUUGUAAUAAUUUAGAUAACGAGUACUUUUUCCUGGAGAAUGAACAACGGUUAGAGAAGUUUGCACCAUCAGGAUGGCGUUUGGCCUUAAAAACCGGUUCACGCUACAGUUUUAUGUUGUUCCUGAGAUUCAAAUUCUACCCGAAACGCAACGAUUUUGUAAAGUAAGUUUUUGUUUUUGUAAAAUGCUUCAGAUAAAAUAUUUUGCAAAAUCUAUAAAAAAUAAGUACCUAUCCUUAUUAUUGCAAUAUUUAUCACAUAGAGUUUUCUCUGAAUUUUAAGACCGAAACUGAUUUUUAGGACCGCUCAAGCUAGCCAUAACCUGUACAUUCAAUUACGUCAAAAUAUUCUGGACGGUACCCUUCAACUGAAUCGCAACCAACUUCUUGAAGCUGGUUCAUUCGCGCUUCAAGCCGAGUUUGGUGACAAGCCUGAUCAUGUCAAUAACUACUUUGAAUUGGACGGUUAUAUACCUAAAGCAAGUUUUUUAGAUAAUUUGUUCUAGGCUUCUAUCAGAAAUUGAAAAUACUGUAGAAAGAUUUUGCGUAUUUUGCUUUUAAAUUAUAUGUUGAACAUAGCCCAUUAAAAAAAUAAAAGUUUUGGGUACUUUUUCACUUUUUCCAGUAAUAUCUUAGGUAAAGCUUUUAAAUUACUAAUCAUGUUUCAUUUUCAGAGUAUGCUCGCACGAAUGAAGCCAGAAGACACCCACAACCUAAAAGACGCGAUUCUCCGCCUCCACGCUACAAAGAAAAGUCUACGGUCGAAGGAAUCAGAAGCCGAAUUCAUAGAGCUUUGCCAAUCUUUACCGACAUACGGUGCUCAUUUCUAUCUGGUACACAAGUUUAAGCCUUCAAACAAGAACCCAGUAGAUGCUCGGUUUCGUGCCCACCAAUGGGUCGUUAUAAUGCCUCAGGGCAUUGGAAUCGCAAAAGAAACACAAAUCGGAACGAAACAGAUCAAUUCAGUUCACGAAUGGCACAUGAUACGAACCCUACAGUACGAUGGCAAAAGGUUCUUGCUGGCCACGAUGGAGAACAAUAUCGCCGUGGAUCAUGUGUUUUAUCUGGAGCAUUUUACAAAGUAAGUGGUAGGAUGGUGAAUUAAUAUUAGGUUGCCUUUUCUCAAAGCAAAUUUUUGGGCUUAUGGGCACAGAAUUAUUUGAACGAUCUAAUACUAUUAUUAUGUUUAUCUUUCUAGAAAAUAAAAAAAAAACGAACUUUUCAGAAGCCGUUACCUAGUCAAAUUCGCAGCAGAACAACACAAAUUCAUGUUGAGAAUGCGGCAAUGGCAGUCAACAUUACUCCGCAACAAAGUAACCGGCAAUCAAGACGUUAUGGUAGAGAGAGGAGUAGACGAAGUAGAUCAUAGAGAAGAAGCAGAACAUGAACAGACUGAGUGGAACGACAUGACCUUGUGGACUGACCAAUUUAUCGAACAAACUUAUGGAUCAGAUGCUCAAAAGCUGGAGAUUAUUCUGGAGAAAGAUCCUGUGAAUGGACUGGGGUUAACUUUGGUCGAUGGAAGUGUCAAUGGAGUCAAAGGUGUAUAUGUGAAGAGUGUGGCGGAGAAUGGAGAUGGCAAGAGGAAGGUAAGAGCGAUUAUUACAACUAUCUGAAUUGUCAGACUUUUAAUUAUUCUUUAAAGAAAGUUAUAGCAAAAACUACAAUUACGUUAUAUAUUAACAUUACCAUUCUAGGGCCUUCACAUGGGCGAUUGUAUCCUCAGCAUAAACAACGUGUCCCUUUGGAAUCGCACUCGUCACGAUGCUGUAACUCUAGUAAAACAAUGUGAAAGCCAUGUCAGAAUCCAGUUCCUCCGCUUCCACUCGAUAACAGCUGUCUUGUUAUCAGAAGGUCCAGAGAAAUUCAAAGAAUCCAAACCAGAAGAAGCCACGCGAAAGUCUCCAGAAUCACCGAAGAAGAGUGUGGACAGUAUGACGUUGGGGAGGAUGGCAAGAACACCCCCGCUCGAGAAGAAAGAAGUUCUGAAUCGACGACAACGAGCGGUCUCUGACUUUGGAGUCGUCUCAGACACGUUACCUACCUUGAAUUCAGAGGACUUACUCAAGAGCAUGGAGCAGUUGUCACGGUAGGUUGAUAGAUCAGGUUUUGAAGGAGAGUUUGGUAGUUGUUGAUGGAGAAUCAACUUUUUUUGGUAAAAACUUAUUAUUUUUGGAAAAAUAGUGCAAAGCUGCUGGCGCAGGUCAAAACACGGGUUUGCAGACUGCAAUAAAAGUUUUUAUCUGAUGGUGAUAUUGUAAAUACAACUGAAAUACCUAGGUUUUAGGCUUAAUUUUUAUUGUUUUAGGUCCAGAAAGCGAAUUGAAUCUUCAUCAGAAUCCGAAGAAGAAGAAACCUCCUUCAUGAAUAAAGGUGUAUAUAACCCUCCUGUCAGUGAUAUGUACGCGUUUCAUCGAAACUCGGAUGAUGAAGAUGUUAACAGAGAUAUUGAGCCAACAACAUCUAAGCAGAAGUCUUCGUACGACUACAGUAAUGCUUCGUAUGUCGACGAACGAAAAGAGUCCAGACCAAAGUUACCGUAAGAUUUUGAAAUUACUGUAAUUUUAUGUCACUGUAAUUUUUUUAUAUAGGUGGAAUGGCUAUUUUAAAGAUCAUACUGUACUUUUAAAAAGAUGUGUUUGCUACAGUAUGAUUGUAAAGAACUGUAUUACAGUAAGCAAAAGACCCUGGACUGGACCAACGAAGUGCAAGCACAUGAAAGUGAAGAUGAAGAAGACGACCAGAAGUAUAUUACAGUAGAGCUGGUGAGAGCUCCAGCACGAUCGUUGGGCUUCAGAAUCGCCUCUUCUAAUGGCGUCGUCAGAAUCAAACAAAUCACUUCGGAGCCGGCUUCACAAGCUGAUCUGAAGGAGAACGACAGACUGAUUUCGAUCAACGGAAAGGAAUUGUCAGGGCUGGCACAUCAAGAUGUGGUCAAUCUCUUGAGGAACGGUGGCACCGUGAUCACGCUGAAGAUAGGGAGAAGUGAAGAGGAGGAGGGAGAGAGGAUUACUGUAACAUUCCAGAAGGCUAAACGGGAGGAUUUAGGUAAUGUUUUAAUUUUAACAGGUUACAGUAGGCUCUGUAUAAAGAAUUUGAUUAUAAUAAGGAUGCUUAUAACGAGCUUUUACUGUACACUUGGUGCUUUAUACCAUAUACCGUACUAUAAAGUAUAAACCACCACAGCUUAUGUAAGAUAAUACUUAUGGUACUGCUUUAGGUAUCUCCUGGGCCAAGCGAGCCGGAGCCGACGGUACCUACAUCAGAAGCAUAACUUUUGGAUCUUUGGCGGAAUCUGAAGGCACUCUUCGUAUGGGCGACAUUGUGAUGACUGUCAACAACCUCGAUGUGACUUCACAGCUUCCAAAAGAACUGAUUGAACAUAUCAAAGACAUUGAGGGAGAGGUCAGGAUUACUGUACGGAGAAGCUUACAAUAA
Molecule: messenger RNA, 7604 nt
Organism: Bursaphelenchus okinawaensis
Lineage: Eukaryota; Metazoa; Nematoda; Chromadorea; Rhabditida; Aphelenchoididae
Source: the annotation of a GenBank genome assembly